GCUGGGGAUUGCAUCUAGCUGAACUUCAUGCAUAAAAGCCUGUCCGCUGCUCAAGUUCACAAGUGAAAACCGGAAUAGCAUAUUCUCUCCAUUUGUGUCCAAUUAAAAAGCAAACCACCACCGUAAAGAUGAAGGAGAUAGUAGACCCAACCAUGUCGGAAACUCGACAUAGGCCGAAAGUUCUCAUAGUCGGCGCUGGGCUUGGCGGUCUGACCCUUGCUCAGAUAUUGCAAAAGAACGGUAUAGCAUUUGAGAUCUUCGAGAGGGAUGAGCACGAUGUGUCCAGGCAACAGGGUUGGUCCCUCACAAUACAUACUGUUUUAGACGAGCUUCUCGAGGCUCUCCCAGACGAUAUGCCGAACCUCAAAGACACUGCUUAUCACCUUAGCCCAUUGGACUUGGAAACUCAAGUUAUCUUCUAUUUCCAUAAUGAACGUCUUGGGACGGAAAAUUCCCCUUCUACUCCCACCAUACGAUACAACCGCCUACAGCUUCGGCAUUGGCUAGCAACCGGCAUUGAUAUCCAGUACGGCCGGGAAGCCAACAGAAUCGAAAGGGUCGGUGACAAAAUGGUAGUCUCUUUCACUAAUGGUACCACUGCUGUUGGUGACAUUUUGAUCGGUGCCGACGGCACAAGAAGCAUCGUGAGAGAGCACGUGCUUGGGAAGCCUAAUAGCGAAGUGCUUAGGAACAUUCCGCUUAGUUCCAUCACCGCGGAAACCACGCUAAGCGGAGAAUCAUUCGCACGUCAGCUAGAGAUCGCGCAUAGCAUGGCUAUCAUACCAGUUACCAGCGGAGACGGCUGGAACAAUUUGUUCACGGGUCUCAUCAAUGUAUCGCCAGAUGGCAAAUCGGGGAAAUUCUUCUGGGUCAUCGGAUGGCACGAUCCUCUUGCCGAACAUACCGGUCGCAUAGCCGUCCACAGCAUCCCCAGGGAGGAACGUCUCGAACUUGCGAAGAAGAUGAUAGCACACCUAGAUCCCAAGUUCAGACGCAUAAUCGAAGAAACUCCUCCGGAAGACAUUCGCGACGUCGGAUGGGUCCCAACGGACUGCCACCUCGACGAGAUACCUCAUGGAAGGGCGAUUCUCCUUGGGGACGCUGUACACUCGAUGUUGCCGUUCAAAGCGGAAGGGGGCAUACACGCGAUACGCGAUGCUCUUCUCCUCGGUAAACUGAUAACAGAGUUGGAUGCUUCGGACGACGCCGCCCUUGACCGUUUACUCACAACAUUCUAUGGGGACAUGAUACCUCGUGGGGCUGAAGCCGUCGAACAGUCCAAAUACUUUCAGCACAACUUCAGGAAGGAUAAGACGAAUAUUAGAGCUUGGGGGCAUCCAGUUAGGAGCUUACCAGAUGAAAAAAUCGAACUUGGACCUGGGGGGGUUUGCAAGGUAACCAAAGGACCUUGCAAACUACGCUUAGUUCCGAGCUUAUAAACAGAACCAUUCCUUUUCCAUAUGAAGAGCAAGUACUAAAUAUCAAGUACUUAUCUACAAUGAGAAGCUCAGAAAUUUAAUAUUGGUAUUGGUAUGAUUAGAUAGAAUGAAAAAAAAAAUAACAAUAACAAUAGAGCCAAUUUACAAAAGCAGACGUAGUGGUGGUAAAAAAUGAUGAUGGUAUCAUGAAAGGGGUAAGGGAUAAAUGGUCAGGACAUUUUCACUAGCUAAAAGCAUAAGUGCCUGU
Molecule: messenger RNA, 1686 nt
Organism: Daldinia caldariorum
Lineage: Eukaryota; Fungi; Ascomycota; Sordariomycetes; Xylariales; Hypoxylaceae
Product: putative monooxygenase
Exons: 3
Coding region: 129-1439 (436 amino acids)
Molecular function (GO): FAD binding
Source: RefSeq, a predicted model, not a curated record